Messenger RNA from Anisakis simplex (herring worm), 315 nucleotides. NCBI's taxonomy places the organism in Eukaryota, Metazoa, Nematoda, Chromadorea, Rhabditida, Anisakidae. The record is from the annotation of a GenBank genome assembly.
AUGCAUAGCAUAUUCGGUACCAACAGCGAAGUGUAUGGACGCGUGCUGAACGAGAGACUGAAAUGCUGGUAUGAAGAGGUAUACGCGAGAGAAGAGGAUCGAAUAGUCGAGGAUUACAUUGAAUUAGCGUAUCACAUCGUUCGAAAAUGUUGGAAACUAAUAGUGGCGAAUCUCAACGAAACAAUGCACACUCUCAAACUUUGGACGGCAGUUUCUGUUAAAGUGUUGAACUCAAGUAACGACCCAUCAAAGUGUCGCGAAAGUGCCCGUCUUCUAUCGACUCUAUUGAAGAAUUGUGGUGAUUCAGGACAAGCC